Molecule: messenger RNA, 3771 nt
Organism: Didymodactylos carnosus
Lineage: Eukaryota; Metazoa; Rotifera; Eurotatoria; Philodinida; Philodinidae
Source: the annotation of a GenBank genome assembly
AUGUACAAAAACGUGCAAGUCAAUCAUUACACAAGUUUGCCUGCUAAACCAACAACGACGACUGCUGCUGCUUCUUCUAGUUCUACAAGUAGAACAACUACUACUGAUUCUUCUUCUGCAUUAAAUAAUACAAACGACGUUAUCAUAAUAAGAAAAUCAUCUUUACCUAUAUCACCACAAUCAUCUUCAUCCAAUUCUUCUCCCUCAACAAUAGUAUCAAAAAUUAAACACGAUUCAAUAGCAUUACCUGUAACACAACUAGCAUCAACUUUAAUGUCAAAAACAAACACUCAUAAUACAUCAUCAAAAUCAGAAAUUGAUCAAUUAGAUGAUCUUGUGAAUGAUUUAUUAAAUGAAGUUAAUCGUCCAAUACCAUCAUCUACGACAACAACAUCAACAACAAUUGAUAGAAAUUUAAAAUAUCCUAAAGAAAAUAUAAAAGAGACAAAUGAACCAUCCUAUGGGCAACGUUCAACUGUAAAACAUACUAAUGGACAGCCUGUUACAGCGUCCUAUUCGUAUCAUCGACGUUUCGAUAAUUCUGAUGGCGAUAGUAAACCGCCACCAACAUCUUAUAAUCAAGCAUCAACUUUAUCGACAUCAAAAUGGAAUAAUAAUUUAAAACGUGGAUUCGAUGAACGUACAGCAAAUAGUGUUAGUGGACUAAUUGAUCAAGAUAGUAAUAGUAAUUCUAAUAGUAAUAUAAGAUCAACGACACGAACAACACGAGAAGAACGUAUACGUGUUAAACGUGGCGGUGGAGCUGGUAGUCAGCAUUCACAAACAACCGGCACAUCAUCCGAUAUACCCUUGACAUCAUCAUCAUCGACAACAACGGCAACAACAGUAACAAAACCGAUUAAAAAUGAUUUAACAUCACGUGAUCAAUUAUUUAUGGACGAACAACUUAUUGAUUCACUUCUUGAAAGUGUUCAAAAUACAUUAAGAAAACGUUCACAACAACAACAAUCUGAACAUCAAACAUCGCGAUGGUUAAGUGAAAGUGGUACAAAUCGUGGUGGUUUUAAUACCGUUCAACAUAUUCCACCGACAUCAAGAAGAACCUAUAGUAGUAGUGCAGCCUAUUCAGAUACAGUACAUAGAAUGGAUCCUUCAGUGCAUAUGCGUGGGCGAUUUCCUAUUAAAUUAUAUCGUACAGAUAGUCCAACAAAUGUUGGUUUUAAUAGUUAUGGAGGGACAUUACAAAGUCAUACAAUUAUUCCUGCUAGUGGACGCGCCACAUCUGAACCCCCACCGGAAGGCCCUAUUCGAAUGGAGCGCAUGGAUCUAUUACGCUCUCCAUCUCGUUCUCAAAUGGAUGAUGGUGGACCACCGUCAUCAUCGUCGUUAGCCUAUCAUCAUCCACAUUAUCCAUAUUAUCGUUCAACAUUACCAUCUGGCGGUCUUCGUGUACGCGGUCACAAUUAUUCAGGCUAUGAAACAGAUACAGGAAUUAUAACAUCUCAGCGUGGCCAACGUUUUUAUGAUCAACAUCCAGUGUAUCCUUCUUCGACAACCAUGUACACUCAGCAUAAUAUUCAUCCACAACCAAUGCAUUUUGUACGUGAUCGUCAACAAACAUAUUCAUCAUCUCAACAUCAAUCACGUGGUGGAAGACCAGACGGUUAUGAUACUGAUACAGGUUUAAUAAGUAGUGGACGUUUAAGAAUGGCUAGAACAUUACCACCAAGAAUGAGUACAAUACCUGAAACAGUUGUAGUGAAUAAUAGAAUUAUGUCAAGUACAAAUUUAAAUACAAUGUCACCACAAUUACGUGGUAGUGCAUUUUUGAAUGAAGUACAACCAGCACUACCUUCACAAUCGAAUACAUUACGUCGACAAUAUUCGGGUUUUGAUACAGGAGGUAGUGGUUAUGAAACAGAUAGUGGUAUGCAUAUAAGACGACGUGUACUACCUGUUGAUGUUCAAUAUGGAGAUAGUGGAUGGGUUGGAACACAACCUUAUAAUAGACAGCAACAAUCACAUCAUCAAGUUUAUAAUCAAACAUUGCAACCACAACAUACUCAGUAUCAUUAUUCUCAGCAACAAAUGCCUUAUCAACAACAACAACGUUUUCAGAAUGUACCCAUUUCGAAUAGUAAUAAUACUUUAUUUCGACAAAAUGUACCAGUUAACCAGUAUCAUUCACAUGAUCAUUUGAGAUCGCGUGGAAAUUCAAUUCCUAUACAUCCUAGUUAUAUGGCAUCAACAGAACAACAGUAUCCACAAUCUCAACAACAGUCACAAACCAUAAGUCAUCUAGUCGACAAAUCAUUUACAUCCGACUCGAAAACACAAAAAAGGAUCGAACAAACACCUUCAAAUAAUCAACAAAAUGUGAAAACAACAAUCGUAUCUUCAAUCACUACUGAAGGAAACAAAAAGGAAGAAAAACGUACACCAAUCAUUCUGGGUGGAGUAGGCUUAUCAAAUCCACCAAAACAAUUUCAGUUUGAACGUACUACACCUGAUAAAGAAUCAUCACUUUCGACAACAGCACAGCAACAAAAAUUUUCUGAUUCUUAUCCACAACAACAACCACCAUCUUCAUCAUCGAAACGUUCAGCAAGACCCAAUCGUAUAAUUGACAUACAGAACGAGAAUGAUAAUACAAAACCACCAACAUCAGUUCCUUCGACUAAUACGUCUAUUGAUAAUAAUCUGAAACAUUAUACUUCAGGGGCUUCAAACUCUGCCGGCAAUGUUAGUCAUGAAAGUUUGGAUGCAAAAAUACCAUCGACACCGACAUUUCCGUUAAAUACACUAACAUACAAUCAAAAUUCGCAAACAAAAAACAGUUUAGAUCAACGAAUGGGAAAUAGUUCAUAUCGUAGUCAAGAAGAAGGCUCUCGACGUUCGAGUGUUUCAUCGGCAGCAGAAUCAGAUGUUUUACGCAGUAGUUCUCAACACGUUCAUAAUAUUAGCAAAUAUUGGUAUAAACCAAAACUUUCACGUGAAGAAGCUAUCUCUCUCUUAAAAAAAAAACCACCAGGAUCAUUUUUAAUACGAGAUAGUCAAGGAUUUCCUGGCUCAUAUGGAUUAGCGAUUAAAGUUGCUAAAUUACCUCCAUCUAUCCAAGCAAAACCAGGGGCUGAUCCAAAUGCUGAAUUGGUGAGACAUUAUUUAAUUGAACGAACACCAACCGGUUCUGUAAGAUUGAAAGGAUGCAUUAAUGAACCUGAUUUUGCUACUUUAUCAGCAUUAGUUUAUCAACAUACACUAACACCACUCGCUGUACCAUGUAAACUGGUAUUACCUGAAGCGGAUAUUUCGGACGAAUUUGAACGUGUUGGUCAAGACGGACGAAAAAUGUCAGCCAAAGAACUAUUAGAUAAGGGCGCCGCAUGUAAUGUAUUGUAUUUGAAUAAUGUUGACGUUGAACAAUUGUCGGGUCAAGCAGCAGUUGCUAAAGCAUUACGUUUGACAUUUGAUAAUGCCGACAAUUUACAAGCAACCAUUCUUCAUUUUAAAGUUUCAAGUCAAGGAAUAACGCUAACGGAUUUAAAGAAAAAGCUAUUUUUACGUCGACACUUUCCGAAAGAAAUGGUUACAUAUUGUGGCGUUGAUUAUGAAAAUGAUCGUUAUUGGACGUAUCAAUUUCCUGAUUUGGAUACACUAUCAAGAGCGAGAUGUUUUGCCUUUGUAUCGAAGAAAACUGAUAAAUCUAGUGAAAAUGAAUGUCAUGUAUUUGCUGAGAUUGACACGACUCAGCCAACAUCAGCUAUUGUUAAUUUUGUCUCAAAAGUAAUGAUUGGAUCUGUGCCUGUAUAA